GCGUAGCCGGAAAUGACCACUCACACGCUUCAGUGAAUUAACAGCUGAGUGACAGCGUUAGCUGCUAAAUUCUGGACUGAGAACGUAUUUAAAGCUGCUGUAAAGUGUCCGAUUUUACGUUAAUUUAAUCCCACAUUUGCUUCUUGAAGCUUCGACGUCGGUCUUUGUUAUUCUCCUUCUUCAGAAGUGUAGCUCGUGUUUUAAGGCCGUGUCACUGCCGUGUUUGUGUCCACUCUCAGCGGUCUGGUCAUGGGUGAAGUGGAGCUCUCCUGUCGGGCCUUCGUGAAGAUGUACCUUCACGCCUCUCUGUUCCCUCGGUGCAGUAUCAACGGACUGCUGCUGUCGUCCGGCCCGGCAGGUGGCGCUGUGUGCGUCACGGACUGUGUACCGCUGCUCCACUCGCACCUGCCGCUGGCUCCCAUCACUCAGCUGGCCCUCACACAGGUGGACGUGUGGUGUUCACAGACGCAGCAGAGGAUUGUGGGAUAUUAUCAAGCUAAUGCCUGUGUAUCAGACAGUAGUCCGACGCCGUGUGCGCUGAAGGUUGCUGAUAAAAUCGCGGAGCAGUUUGACAAUGCAGUUUUAUUAAUGCUCGAUGGCAGUAAGAUGUCUCCAGACUAUCGGGUCCCUCCCAUCGUCAUGUACGAACGCAAAGACUCAAGAUGGACCCUCAAAGACAAACACAUGAUAAUGCUGAGGCAGUGGGAGGAGACUCGGGCCAUCGCCACUCAGAUGCUGGAGGCCAACGAUCACAUGACACUGGUGGACUUUGACUGCCACCUGGACGACAUCACAAAGGACUGGACCAAUCAGAAACUGAACACCAAGAUAGCGGAGCUGGCGUCGCCGGCCAACGGGAACAUCUAGACUGUAGGAGCGGAGUUUAUUUAUGUUCUGACCCCCCCCCCCCCCAACAUCACAAACACGUUGAACACUUUUAAUUUUUUAAUGCAUUUUGUCAAAUGAACAUGGAUAUGACGUACGUAGAACACGCUUAAAUAACAAGAAUAUUUACAACUACA
Molecule: messenger RNA, 1022 nt
Organism: Solea solea (common sole)
Lineage: Eukaryota; Metazoa; Chordata; Actinopteri; Pleuronectiformes; Soleidae
Gene: emc9
Product: ER membrane protein complex subunit 9
Exons: 6
Coding region: 250-867 (205 amino acids)
Cellular component (GO): EMC complex
Source: RefSeq, a predicted model, not a curated record